This is a messenger RNA of Linnemannia hyalina, 2874 nucleotides long. NCBI's taxonomy places the organism in Eukaryota, Fungi, Mortierellomycota, Mortierellomycetes, Mortierellales, Mortierellaceae. The record is from the annotation of a GenBank genome assembly.
AUGGCAAACCCUCCCCCCAACAGAACCACAGAGGUGAGGGCCUACCGGUCCAAGAACGCCAAAGCUUCGACCGAGAUCCAGGAAGAUCCUGAGCUGUGGAGGGAUAUCCACAACAAUGUCCGCAAGAUGGAUGAUCUCUAUGAUGCCACCUUCUACACUUGGCUAAAGUCGGAAGAUAAUGUCCUUGUUACAGCCUCGUAUUUACAGCGCCUUGCGGGCGAGUAUGAACACGACCGCAUCGAGCAUGCCCUCUGUUGGUUGGUCCACGGCUGGCGGCUCGAAUCGAUUGCGGUCCUGGUAAAGCAAGUAACUUUUGAUUGGAUCCACGUCCACGGUGAACAAGGCGAAAAGAACCGCGCCCGACUAGUCCUCGCCUUGACUGACAACUGGGCGAUUCAAUACAUUGCCCGUUUGGCAGGAACACUUUUGACAAGUGCUGCUACCCCCUCUCCGCCACCAACCCUCCUCACCUUUACGCCUUGUCACUCAAGAAUGGCGUCACUGCCAGGGUCGCCUGUUGCACCACAUUCACUGACCUCAGCAGCAGCGACUUGGGGCUCGCCCUCCCCACAGUCCUCAGCUCGACCUGGCACCACUUUCCCUCAGCCCCUCUCAACGCCAUCAUCACCACGUUCUAAUCAUCAACCUCUCUCGACCUUCAACACACCUCAGCCAACCCAGGGUCGCCGUAUGGCUGUUUCCCGACGACACGGGUCCCCCAUGGCCAUGCCCUCGGCCGAAGAGAUUACUAUGGCUGCCGGACGACCCGCCUCAAUGUCGCCCGCUGCAGAGUCCCAUGCUAGCAGUGGUAAUCGAUCGAACCAUCACCGCCAAAGCUCAUCCACGCUACCAGGUCAUCAGCAACACCAAGCUCACCACCAACUGUUGCAGCAGCGCACAUCAUCGUCGUCGUUGUCGUCGGAUCAUAUCCAUCAAGGCAUUCCACCUCUCCAUCCUUCAGCCUCCUCAGUCGUCAACCCAACCUCCUCCAUUACCACCGCUUCAGACGCGCUCUCAAUAGCUGCUGCUACACCAGUAUACCCCUCCCCAUCUCAUCAACAGUCUGCUAGCUACCAUCCCCACCAAUGCAACAUCUCUCAUCAUCCUCACCACCACCAGCACCAUUCCCCACCACAACCACACGUUCUUUCUCCUCAACUCCAGCAUCACCGACAAACCCUUCACCGAGCACCCGUUCACAUUACUCGUACCACCCAUGGUCCGCACGCGACCCAUGUUCGCCAGUCGUCGCAGCCUGGAAACAUCUCGACUUCAAAACAGCACUGGAUGCAACAACAAUCAUCCUAUGCCGCCAGCCCCAUCUUUUACAUGAACAAGUCGCUGUUUAUGGAAGAGUUGUCGCGCAAGUGGAGUUUCUGUCGGCUGUCCGAGUUUUUCCAAUGCUUGGAUCCAGCUUCAGGUAUCAGCCAUCGAUUCAAGUGCAAACUUCUCAAGGAGAGUGGACUGAAGGAUGAGUUGAGUCAAAAGCAAAAGCUGUCAGCUGGAGCCACUGGUGCCACAGCUACUGGAACUGGAAUUACUGGCAAGGAUGCUCCUGAGGAUGUUGCAGCUGCAACUCCCUCAGGUCAAGAGGCACGGGCGGGACUCGACGCAGAUUCCAAGUCUAUAUCUGCAUCCAUUCCGGUGGCGCUCAUGGAUGAGACACCGUCAGAGGGUUCUACAACUGGCGCAGCUGACAGUGCGAUGGACAUUGUCAUGACUGACAGCACUGCACCCAGUACUACUACGACAACAUCGUCCGCAUUGAGACCUUCUUCCGUGGUCGCCUUGUCGUCGGCGGUAGGAUCGUCAUCGUCGCAGCCGACACCUUCGACAUGGAAGGACAGUCAUGCCCAGCCAGGAAACGCGACGAUGCAUCCGUUGGAUACACUUAUGGAGACAGUGGCUGUGACUUGUGAUACCUCUUCGUCGUCAUCAUCAAGGUCACCCUCUGUCUCGGCUCCGAUUCCUCUGGUACUACUUCAGCAAGAACAAACAAACGUUUCUGCUGGCGCAUAUCGCCCUCUUCAGUCAUUUGGCCAUGGACAACAGCAGCAACAUAAGGACGAUAUGCGCUCGGGACUCAACAGCCGUGGUUUUAGGAACGCCGACGGAAACCAUCAACACAGCCGGGCUCAGACUGUGGAAGCCAUCAUGUCCAAGAACCCUGCCACCUCGACAGCAGGACCUUCAGGAUUGACGCUCUCGCCAACUUCGUCGACAUUGUCCUCUAAUUCGGCAUUAUCAUCACCGAUGCCCUCACCGACGACGUCUUCCACGAUGGCAGCCUCUGCUUCGUUGUCGAACUUGUCGUUGACGGAACAGCCCAGCAUGGAACCAACCUCGAGGCCAUUGUCUCAACAGCACAACCUCUCGCCUUAUACGACUCACUUUUCUGGACAGUCGUUGUAUCGUCAUGGAGUACCGCCUCACUCUGUUCCUACAGGGUCGUCAUCUGCUAUAUCGUCAUCAUCCUCGACUACUGCUACCUCGACAGUGACAACCAUGUCGUCAUCUUCAGGAGGAAUAUUGACCAUCCACACCAAUGGUCAACAACAACAACAGCAUCAAGGACAAGCGCAGCAAUCGCAACAGCAACCGCAGCGGCACCAUCCUCAUGACUCGACAUCAGCUAAGCGCAAGAACUCACUCGGCGUGAGUCUUGUCAACUCGACCAAUUGCUCGUCCUUUUCGUCCAAUGGGUCGUCUUCAGUCAACAUGCACUCUUCUUCGGACGGGUCACUGUCGUCCUCAUCGGCCAUCUUCCCAGGUCCUCGUCGGACAAGUACCAGUGCCAGCACGACGAAUGAGGACCUUAAGCGAUUGCGGUGCAGUCGUCAAAACAGCACCUCGUCCUCUGCCUCUGGCAUCUAA